Paramecium octaurelia is the source of this 2119-nucleotide messenger RNA. NCBI's taxonomy places the organism in Eukaryota, Ciliophora, Oligohymenophorea, Peniculida, Parameciidae. The record is from the annotation of a GenBank genome assembly.
GAUUAUGAGCCAAUUACAAGACUUAAUUGAUUUUUCUAAAGAAGAAUUGCAGUCUGAGUAUAUCAAAAAAGCAUGUGAAGAAAUUGAAAAGGCAAAUAAAGAUGCCUUGGCUGACUAACCUAAAUUGAAUUUUAAUUCCAAUCUUAGUAUUCUUCUCAUUGGAUUGCCAAAAGUCAAUAAUGAAUUGAAACCAAAACUUAUUACCGCACUCAAAGGAUUUCUUAAGAAGAACAAUUAUAUUUAAUUUGUUGACAUUGAUCUAAAUAAUAUUGGUCAGGCUGUCCUAUCAUAUGAUAAUGAAGAUCAAGCACAAUAGGCAGCAGAACAAAUUAACAAUCAAAAUUUUGAUGCAAAACAUUAAUUGUUAGCUUUUACUUAGAAAUCAAUUUAUACUAUUAAUAAAACAACAGAGUAUGUUCCAAUUACUUUGAAAUCCAGACAAGAAUUAUUGGCAUUUCAUAAAGAUCCAAGAGCAGCAGUCACAAUCAUUUAAGAAAAAUCCAAGCUUUCACUCAAAUGGUUGAAUUCCUUGGAGAAGAAAUUAGAGGAUAAUAUCAAUGAAAAGAAAUUGCCAGCAUAUGACAAAUUGCAAUGGUCCCCCCUAGGAUAAUAUUUGGUUUUGUUCACUGAAAAUGAAUUCAGUCUCUAUGGUGCUUAAGAUAUGGAAUUAUUACACAAAUUUGAACACAAGAGAGUUUCUGAAUUGUUGUUCAGUCCAGAUGAACUAUAUGUGAUAAGUUAUGAUGGAUUAUAAGUAAAAUAACUUAUUUAUUUUUAAGCAAUUUAUUAUUUGGAAUAUUAGAGAAGAGAGAUAAUUGAGAUAGAUUGUAGAAGAAGAAACUUCCAUCAAUUCUUUUAAGUUUAGAAAAGAUAAUAAGUUGUUGGCCUUUUAAGCAAAAGAUGGGAUUCAAAUUUAUGAGGCCCCAGAGUUCUAUCAAAAAACCCCCUUAAAUCUUAAAGUAGCUGGAGUUAAACAAAUAGAGUGGGUUCCACAGACCAACUAUUUAGCUGUCGUUUGUUAUGGUAAAGAUAUUAAAACUCAAAUCUUCUUGCAUGAUUAUUCUAAGAAUAUUGUUGUCAAGUGGAGAAAUAUUGCAUUCGAAAUUGAUAGCAUUCAAAUAUUUGUGCAUACAUAUGGCAAAUGGGUUGCUACAUUGAUUAAAAAGAAGUAGAAAAAUAAGGUGUUUGCAACCACUCUUCAAGUUGGUAAUUUGAAUAAAACAGAUCCAUUUGAAAUUGAUGAACAUACCAUUAAUGACGAUGUUGAAAAUAUAUUCACAGAACUCAAUACUGGAAAAUUUGCAUUAUCCUAUAGAGAAAAAGAUAAACAAUAAAAACCAACCUAACAAUUCACUUUCCAUCUCUAUUCAGUCCAAGAAGAUGCAAAAAAAGGAAUCAAAUUAUGUCAACUUGGAGAACAGAAAGGAAAAGACACAAACGAAUUAUUGUGGGCAUCCAAUGGAGUAAUAAAUAAUAAUAUAUACUUAGAAUUACUUUGCCAUGGUUAAUAAAACCAAAAAUUCCCCUGAUCAAGGAAAAGUUGAAUUUGGAUAAAUUUCUAAGAAGAAUGAAUAAUUAGUAACUGAAAUCACUAAAUCUACAAAUCAUUUUUAUAUGAGUCAUGCUUAAUGGGAUCCUACAGGAAUUGUAAUCUAAAUUUCUUAUUUUUAAGCACUUUAUAACAAUGAGUGAUUUAUGGCACAGUGUCAACAUUUGGAGUUCUAUCGGAGAAUAAUUAGUCAAAGAUACUAUCACUAAGGUUUCAGAUAUUCAUUGGAGAAAUAAACCAAUCCACAUUUUACCAUAUAAAGAAGAAUAGGAACUAUAAAAUAACUCUAAGUCAUUUACCAAGAAGUAUGAGAAUGAAGAUGAUAAAAUACUCAAUAAAGCCAAACAUGAAAAAGAACAAAAGAAAAGAGAAAUGUCAAAUCAAGUAUCCAUUUUAAUAAACAUUUUAGUUCACUCAAUAUCUCAACGAAAAGAGAAAAAUUUAUGAUGACAAAAAUGAUAUAAGAAAGAAGAUGUAAGGUUGGGAUGAAGAGGAUCCAAAUAGCUAUGUUUUUUAUAAAAAAGUAAUUAAAGAAGAAGUAGUAAAUUCAUGAUGUAUAUUUUAAAUAAG